This is a messenger RNA of Contarinia nasturtii (swede midge), 378 nucleotides long. Its product is annotated as deoxynucleoside kinase-like. The coding region runs from base 1 to 378 and encodes 125 amino acids. The transcript has a single exon. Gene Ontology annotation, cellular component: cytoplasm; mitochondrion. Gene Ontology annotation, molecular function: deoxynucleoside kinase activity. NCBI's taxonomy places the organism in Eukaryota, Metazoa, Arthropoda, Insecta, Diptera, Cecidomyiidae. The record is from RefSeq and is a predicted model, not a curated record.
AUGGAGAGAUCACUGUUCGGUGCACAUCAUGUUUUCGUCGAAGCAAUGCGACAAAAUGAUAAAAUGGAGAAAGAAGAGUAUGACAUUCUUCAAAAAUGGUUUGAUUUCACAGUCGCACAUUUCGAUAUUAAACCGAAUCUAAUUGUUUACUUGAGAGCCACACCAAACGAAGUAUUCGGUCGGAUGAAAGAGAGAGGACGACCAGAGGAAAGCAACGUUGACAUUGCUUACAUUGAACGACUCCAUGAAUUGUAUGAAAAAUGGCUUAUGAAAGAAUGCGGUGAUGUACCCGUUUUGGUUUUGAAUGCGAAUUUAAGUGCAUACAAUGUUCAACAAGAAUACGAAAAACGCACAUCGGCACCGAAAAUGAUUCUAUAA